UGGGAGAGCGUAAGGAUGCCGCUGGCCAGGAGGAUUGGGUGCAAAGACGGGGGGCGGAGCCAUGCCUCUCUGAUCCAAUCACUGGCUUCCACGUUCAGCUGGUCUCCACGGCGACGUGGAACUCCCGCCCCUACGUCCUCUCCCUUAAGCGCUCGGAGAGCUCGAGAGGAAACCGGAAAUGAGCAGGGCAGGAGGCGGGGGAAGUACUGGAAUGAAGGGGACGGGACUUCCGGCUCCUCCCGGGAAGUGACGCAACAGUCGCGGCCUCAGGCAGGUAGAGCGGCCGGUGACUCCAAGUGCCGACGCGGCCCGAACCCGGCCCGGGCCCCGGGGCGGCCGCCGCUUCCGGGGACAGGCCCCCGGGGGCCGGCGGCGGGGGCAGUGAGCUUCCUGUUUGGCGAAAGGAGGCAGAGGUCCGAGUUCAUCAUCUCCGACGUGGACUGGACAAUCGGCCUUCGAGGCCAGCCUGUCCCCAACCUUGGAAUCAUGUUUGCUGACAUGGAUUAUGACAUUGAGGAGGAUAAGCUCGGCAUCCCCACAGUUCCUGGGACCGUGACGCUGCAGAAGGAUUCACAGAACCUGAUCGGGAUCAGCAUUGGGGGAGGGGCUUUGUACUGCCCCUGCCUCUACAUUGUCCAGGUUUUCGAUAACACCCCUGCAGCCAUCGACGGCACUGUCGCGGCUGGCGAUGAGAUCACCGGUGUCAAUGGCAGAUCGGUCAAGGGGAAGACCAAGGUGGAGGUGGCCAAGAUGAUCCAGGUCGUGAAGGGUGAAGUGACGAUUCAUUACAACAAGCUCCAAGCCGACCCUAAGCAGGGCAAGUCCUUGGACAUUGUGUUGAAGAAGGUGAAACACCGGCUGGUGGAGAACAUGAGCUCGGGCACAGCGGACGCUCUGGGCCUGAGCCGGGCCAUCCUGUGCAAUGAUGGUCUGGUGAAGAGGCUAGAAGAGCUGGAGCGGACGGCCGAGCUGUACAAAGGUAUGACCGAGCACACCAAGAGCCUUCUGCGAGCCUUCUUUGACUUGUCCCAGACGCACCGAGCCUUUGGAGACGUCUUCUCAGUGAUUGGGGUCCGCGAGCCCCAGCCAGCAGCCAGCGAGGCCUUUGUGAAGUUUGCAGAAGCCCACCGUAAUAUCGAGAAGUUUGGGAUCCGGCUCUUGAAAACCAUCAAACCCAUGCUGACAGAUCUGAACACGUACCUCAACAAAGCCAUCCCUGACACCCGCCUCACCAUUAAGAAAUACCUGGAUGUGAAGUUUGAGUACCUGUCUUACUGCCUGAAGGUGAAAGAGAUGGAUGACGAGGAGUAUAGCUGCAUUGCUCUUGGGGAGCCCCUGUACCGCGUAAGCACUGGCAACUAUGAGUACCGCCUCAUUCUGCGAUGCCGCCAGGAGGCCCGGUCACGUUUUGCCAAAAUGAGGAAGGAUGUGCUGGAGAAGAUCGAGCUGUUGGACCAGAAACACGUCCAGGACAUCGUGUUCCAGCUGCAGCGCUUCGUCUCCACCAUGUCCAAGUACUAUGACGACUGCUAUGCCGCCUUGCGGGACGCGGACGUCUUCCCCAUCGAGGUGGACCUGGCCCGGACCACCCUGGCCUACGGCCAGAAGGACCUCUACACCGAGGAUGAGGAUGAGGAGGGGGGGGCUGCCGCUGCGGGGGAGCCCCAGGGGCCACGAGGCUGCCAAGAGGAGAAUGGGGAGAAGCUCAUUGACAUGCCCGAGUGACCCCCACGCCCCCAGGUGGGGUGCAGGGCUGGUGAGGGCUGGGAGGCCUGGAGGGGAGACAUGGGCCCGCUGCCCAAGGCAACUCAUAAAGAACUGCUGGUGUGGGGGCUGACGUCUCAUCUCUGCCUCUGUCCCAGGCCAGCUGAGGGGCCCAGCCUCAGUUUCCCCCACUGCCAGGCUGUGGCAUCCCCCUGGGCCCCUAGUCAUUACCCAUUCAGUGUCUCCUCCCCAGCUGGGGGGGGGGAGAAGGAAGGAGAGAAAAGACCCGUCCCCAAGGGUGAGGGUGGGUGUGGGGCCGUGCCGUGGUCCCCCUUUGAAUCUCCUGAACUUUACUCAGGGAGGGGCCCCUUCCCUUCUCUCUGCCCUAAUCUGGCCACCCCCCUUCCGGUUUCUAAUCCUUCCUGGCUGGAGUGGGGGGGUCAGUAGAGGCCAGACCCCUCCUCUGCUGGGGCCAGGGCUGCCUUUCCCAGCCUCCUUGCUUCUGGGAGGGUGGGGGAGGCAGCUUCGCUUAGCUUUCCCCCUCUGCUCUGAAAGUGGGCCAGCCCCCCAAGGUUCCACUGUGGUAGGGGGGUGACCAGACCUCACACUCAGGGGUGCCCCUUAUUUAUUAAGCUCUCCCUGCCCCUCUGCUUGUGCUCUGGGGCUCUGGUGCCUUGGGCUGAGGCUGGGGGUCGGGGUCCGGGGAGGGGGGUUGGGAAUCCUGUACUUUAAUAAAGAGAAAGCUGGAUUGUGACUUUUCAGUGACUGCCCCUUCUGGGCUAAGUGAGGGAGGCUGGAAAUUCAAGGCCACAAACCCCCUUAAACUGACCUCUCCUCUCCCCACCUGGUGCCUGCCCUGCUUCCUCCCACGCUCCCCCGCUGCCGCCCAGACCUGGGGCGGGCCUCCUUGCAGAGGCAGCUCUAGACCAGGUGCAGUCCUGCCCCUUUCCCUCACUGUACCUGCCUCUCUUUCCAGAUUGGAAUGUUUGUUAGGGCUCCAUCUGCUGACCACACCCCCGCAACAACAGCCUGCCCCCAGGGGCCAGAGCACAUCUCUAAAAAAAAAAGUUUUUAUUGAUGCCUUUUGCCUUCAUUUCCCAUUCGCCUCCCCGUGGAGCUCUCCUUUGUUAAUCAGAAGCGUCUCAGGAGAGCCAGCACCCUCUGACUGUGUCGCGGAAGGAGGGAGCCACGUUUCCUCCACUCUCAGGACCCAGCGUGGCCAUGGCUUGUUUUUAAAUGUUUAAGUGUCCUUCAUGUGUCUUGUGUCACCAGAGCUUCCCUAGCAUCCCUUCCCCUCCAGAGAGCCAUUCUUUUAACAGAGAACUUUUUAAAGACAAGAAGAAGAGGAAAAAGGCAGAGUAAUUGAGCUGAGAACCUGCCUCCCCCGGGGUCUCCCCUCCCACACCCCACUGGGGUCUUGUUUGUGAUUUUGCAGCCUUCACUUUGGACUGUUUGUGGUCCUUUCCAUUUACGCCGUGGUCGCUGGGUCGAUUAUCUUCCAGGCCCUGCCGCUUCCCUCCGCAUCAGUUCAUUCAGAUCUUCCCGGGCUUCUCGGCAUUGAUCCACCCACGUUUCCUACAGCACGGUCACAGUCCAUUCCAUUCCCAUACAUUUAAGAGAAUUCCUUUAGCCGGUCCCCAUUUGAUGGGCCUCUCCUUUGUUUCCAAAUCUUAGCCGUCACAGAAAGUGCUGCUGUAAACAUCUUGGUGUUCAUGGGGAUUUUUCUUAUUGUUGACGGCCUUAUGAAUAAAACGUAGGAGCGGAAUCUCUGGGUCAAGGGUGAACGUUUCCGUCACUGUAGUUGUAGAAGUCUCCGUUAUUUUCCAGGGUGAUUAUACGGAUCCACAGCUCGGCCAGUGGCCUAGUGUGCUUGUCUCCCCUAACUCCUCAGCCUUGACCUUUCCCAUCUUCCACCUUUCUUCCGGUUUUCUGGGUGUGAAGUAAAACUUCGGGUUGUUUGAUUUGCA
This is a messenger RNA of Phascolarctos cinereus (koala), 3671 nucleotides long. RefSeq names its product protein interacting with PRKCA 1 (gene PICK1). Gene Ontology annotation, molecular function: phospholipid binding; protein domain specific binding; protein kinase C binding. Gene Ontology annotation, biological process: intracellular protein transport; dendritic spine maintenance; regulation of Arp2/3 complex-mediated actin nucleation. NCBI's taxonomy places the organism in Eukaryota, Metazoa, Chordata, Mammalia, Diprotodontia, Phascolarctidae. Gene Ontology annotation, cellular component: postsynaptic density; postsynaptic early endosome; trans-Golgi network membrane. The record is from RefSeq and is a predicted model, not a curated record.